UGUUUUUUUCUCCAUGCAUAUUGUUAGAAUUUGGUGAUGUGUUUAUUUUGGCGCAGGCAACAGCGGUCUUUGCGCCGUCAUCACUUUAUGCAGCUCCUACAACUAGGCCGAAGCGUCUUUUUCAAAAGAACAUGAUUGAGUGCGUCGACACAAAUGAAAGCGACUUCUCUUGUGACGAGAGUAGUGGAGACGAAGCCAGCAUUGAUGUUGAAGACAGCACCAGUGAAGAAGACGAGGACGUCAAUGAGCUUGAUGGGGACCAAAUCACAGAAAGGACUGACGUUAGGCAAAGUGAUCUGAAAUCCAGGUACGCUAACAAGCGUUACACCUGGCGGAAGGCUGCGUUUGACCACCAGCCGACCGUUUACCAGGACGAGUUUCCACUGCCCCCAGCUGAGCCUCCAACAGCCAAGCAGUAUUUUGAUAUGUUCGUUUUUCGGAGCAUGAUGAAGGAAGUCGUGGAAGAGACCAACAAGUACUACUUGCAGAAAAAUGGGACUUCCCUAAAUCUGACAGUUGAAGAGUUAGCAUCCAUCUUGGGAAUGUUUUUCAGAAUGGGCCUCGUCGAUAUGCACCGAGUUUGUGCAUACUGGGAAACAAGCAGUCGAUAUGAACUUGUUGCUCAAGUUAUGUCACGCAACAGGUUUGAGAAGAUUACAAGUCAUCUGCACUUCACCGACAAUGAUGCAGCAACUGACCAGAUGAAAGAGGACAAGUGCUGGAAAGUGCGCCCAUGGCUGUCCUCCCUAAGAGACAAUAUGGUACGUGUCCCACAAGAGAAGAAGUCAUCGGUGGACGAGAUCCUGAUCCCCUUCCGCGGGCGAUCUCACAUCCGACAGUAUCUGCCUAACAAGCCGAAAAGCAAGUGGGGUCUGAAGCUUUGGGCGCAUGCGGGUGAAUCAGGCCUUUGCUACGACUUCGAUGUCUACCAAGGAUGCUCCAGAGGCAUGUAUGGCUACCAGGAAAGCUACCAGCUGGGAUUGGGAGCUGGUAUUGUGCUGCAGCUCUGUACAAGCCUUCCGGAUAGAAAGGAUAACCUAAUUGUGGCAGACAACUAUUUCACUGGUCCUCACCUUGUGCCAGAGCUCACCAGCAGAGGAAUAGCGUACAUUGGUACAGUCCGUGAGAACAGGCUAAGUCCUGUAAGCUAA
Ixodes scapularis (black-legged tick) is the source of this 1151-nucleotide messenger RNA. Its product is annotated as piggyBac transposable element-derived protein 3. Bases 132 to 1151 code for a protein of 339 amino acids. The record is from RefSeq and is a predicted model, not a curated record. Lineage: Eukaryota; Metazoa; Arthropoda; Arachnida; Ixodida; Ixodidae. The transcript has a single exon.